AUGAGUAACCCGUCAUCCACCAUUCUACACCCAUCCCAGCCUUCCGAUUCUUCCACCUCAUCCUUAUCCUAUGAAGAUUCCUUUCUACGACUGCUACGAGAAAUCACACGACUCCAAUGGGUCCGAGAAUCCUUCCCCUCUCAUUCAAAGUACUAUGACGGAUUACAGCUAAAGCAACAACGACUCCAAAAGAGGAUCAAAAAGUCUUUAGUUCAACCAAAAGACGCUGACACGUCCUUUUCGAUGGAGACCUUACAGCAUGAACUGCAGAAUAUCCAAGAGCAGAUAGUAGUAGCGGACGACAUGCUCCAAGACCUGCUGAUUAAUAAGCAUGAGCUGGACGCUGUAUGCGAUGAGUUACAUUCAUUGUAUGACGAGGUCGUACCUGCAAUUUCUGAUGAUCCUCUCUUUGCUGGUGAACAAAAUCUCAAACGUGAAGUGACACAGCUUGCACACAAUAUACCACAUUUUGAAAGCGACAUGCAAGGAUAUCAAACGGCCCAAAAAGAGUUACAUGCAUCUUUGGAUUGCCUCGACAAGGCCAUCAAGCUAUUACCAGGAGCAUCUAGAUUCCUCGACAGACAAGCCAUGGUGACGCGUGGUAUCGGCAGCAAUGAUACGUUUCAACAAUCCAUGGAUCUCGAAGUUUCAGCACCUACAGCAAAAGAUGCUGAUGAUCUUGUACAGCAAGCCCAAAGUCACGUGCUGAGAGCCUCCAAAUCAUGCAAGGAUGUAUCAGAAAUAAAGUCACUAGCAGCAAACAAAGAUAUGGAUGUGACAUCUGCACUGACAGCUUACAGCGCACUCAAGCACGAGAUUGAAACGCUUUUACGCACACGCAUCAACCCGAGAUUUAGUCAACUGCAAAUCCAGCUCUCAGUGUCACGAUGCCAUUAUGAACAAAAGACUAUUGAAUGGACACAGCAACAAAUCAACAUUCUAGAGACGGUGUUACGUGAGAAUGGGGCACUCAGGAACCGAAGCUUGGAGCAUGAGAUGGCGGUUUUACGUAUGGGAUCCAAUGCAGCCAUUAUGACAUUAUCAUCCGAAGCCAGUGGGCGUGUCACAGUCGAUGAUGUGCUCGAGGUGGAUACUUCAGAAGUGGAGACGGAUCGUAAUGGCCCAUUACCGGUAUAUUCACCUGAUGGCGGUUCUUCAUCUGCUGUUGUCGAUGCGGUUGCCGAGUCAUCAUCAUCAUCUGGAGGUCUUCACCACAAUGAUAGCAGUAAUCAUCGCAAUGUACAGCUGCCAGCUUAUUCAUCACACCAGGACGAUCCUUCACCACAGCACGCUUCAUCCGAUUACGAUGGUCAUGAUCAGCCUCCAGCUUAUAGUCUUUGA
Lichtheimia ornata is the source of this 1341-nucleotide messenger RNA. RefSeq lists its product as uncharacterized. The transcript is spliced from 7 exons. The coding region runs from base 1 to 1341 and encodes 446 amino acids. Lineage: Eukaryota; Fungi; Mucoromycota; Mucoromycetes; Mucorales; Lichtheimiaceae. The record is from RefSeq and is a predicted model, not a curated record.